AUGCGUUCUCCAGACCACACCUGCAACGCCCGAAAUUGCUCUGAACUCGGCCGCGGAAACGGGAGAAACGACGGAUACGGCCAUAACGAAUACGAAACGCCGCUUCUAGGUGAGAAGGUUCUGUAUAGUAGGGAGGGGAGGCAUCGGGUUGGUGGCGAUAGAGCGAUGUUGUAUCCGCGACGGGGUUCGACGAGGGGGUUGGUGGAGGGGUUGAUAAGGGAGGGGGGUAAGGGGAUGGGUAUGGGAGGGUUGGGGGGCGAUAUGAGAGGGGGAAUUGGAAGGAUGGGGGGUUUAGGAGGGGGAAUGGGAGGUGGACUCGGUGGAGGGCUUGGUGGAGGGCUCGGAGGAUUAGGAGGUGGAUUAGGAGGAGAAAGACUUGGAGGCAGAGACCUUGCAGGUAGUCCAUUCGAUAGACGCCAACUAGGAGGUGGUCACUCACCCUUCCCCUCCUCCGACUUCCCACCGCGUCCAAAAGCAGUAUUCCCUCGCCAAGACUACGACUACGACAUGAUGUCCGGUGGCUAUCCCUCUAGUCCUCGUCAAAACCACCUGUCCCCCCAUCUAAAUCACCUGUCUCCUCGUCAAAACCAUCUCUCUCCACAUCCACACCAUCACGACUCACCAUACGCCGAAUUCCACAGCCCGCUCCGUCAGCACUCCGCCUCCGCAUCUUCGGUGUUCGAUCCCAGACGCAUGGAUCGCGCGCAUAUGCCGUAUGGACCGGGCGGCGGGAUGGGAAUGGGAAUGGGAAUGGGGAAUUAUCGGGCGCCGUACGUGGAGGAUUAUGAGAGUGAGGUGGAUGCGUAUGAGAGGGCGUUGCAGCAGCAGGAGAUGGGGUGGUUUGAGGGGGAGGGGAUGGGGAUGGGGUAUGGUGGUGGUGGUGGGUUGAGGUAG
Molecule: messenger RNA, 894 nt
Organism: Glarea lozoyensis ATCC 20868
Lineage: Eukaryota; Fungi; Ascomycota; Leotiomycetes; Helotiales; Helotiaceae
Exons: 1
Coding region: 1-894 (297 amino acids)
Source: RefSeq, a predicted model, not a curated record